Molecule: messenger RNA, 258 nt
Organism: Cylicocyclus nassatus
Lineage: Eukaryota; Metazoa; Nematoda; Chromadorea; Rhabditida; Strongylidae
Source: the annotation of a GenBank genome assembly
AUGCCCGAGUUCGGCAUUGUAGUCAUCGUAAACCCGCGUAGAUUAUUCACACCAAUGAGUAAACAUUGCUCCCACUCGUCACAUCGCGCCCCCGCGGCGAACACCGCGCGGGCGGCGUUCGCGCUCCGCCCGCACCGCAACGGCUGCACGGUGAAGCGCCGGCGAACACGCGGUCAAUCAAUUCGAUGGAUUGCGACUCCCAUUGAUGUGCGCUUCCUAUUCUUCUUGUUGAUUCUUCUUCCGCUUUUACUACAUUGA